AGCGCAGGUUCCAAGACAGGGGGCGACAAGAUGUUCUCCCUUAAGAAGUGGAACGCGGUGGCUAUGUGGAGUUGGGACGUAGAGUGCGAUACGUGCGCCAUCUGCAGGGUCCAAGUGAUGGAUGCCUGUCUCAGAUGUCAAGCUGAAAACAAACAAGAGGAUUGUGUUGUGGUCUGGGGAGAAUGCAAUCAUUCCUUCCACAACUGCUGCAUGUCCCUGUGGGUGAAACAGAACAAUCGCUGCCCGCUGUGCCAGCAGG
Elephantulus edwardii (Cape elephant shrew) is the source of this 259-nucleotide messenger RNA. RefSeq names its product RING-box protein 2-like. The annotation marks the transcript as partial. Gene Ontology annotation, cellular component: nucleus; Cul5-RING ubiquitin ligase complex. The record is from RefSeq and is a predicted model, not a curated record. Gene Ontology annotation, biological process: ubiquitin-dependent protein catabolic process; protein ubiquitination. NCBI's taxonomy places the organism in Eukaryota, Metazoa, Chordata, Mammalia, Macroscelidea, Macroscelididae. Gene Ontology annotation, molecular function: cullin family protein binding; zinc ion binding; ubiquitin protein ligase activity. The transcript is spliced from 3 exons.